AUGGGUAGCUUGGUCCAGAGGCAUGAUAACAUUUAUCGUCUAAUAAUGAGUUUGCCUGUUGUUGUUCUUACAGAUUCAGUGGGGUUGAACCCUGUUGUGUUUUGUUCUUACCUUCUGUUGCAAGGGUUUGCACUUUUCAAGGUUUAUACCAUCUUGCUUGCCAGGGAGAAGAUACUGGAAGACAUUGAACUUGUAGCCUUUGCUGCUUUGAAGAAAUCUUCUUCCUUUAUAAUCACAGUUUUGCGUAACAUUGGCCGGAAUGCUAUUUCCCUUCCUGAUUAUAAUCAAAGUUCUCAACUCAGAUAG
Dovyalis caffra is the source of this 306-nucleotide messenger RNA. Lineage: Eukaryota; Viridiplantae; Streptophyta; Magnoliopsida; Malpighiales; Salicaceae. The record is from the annotation of a GenBank genome assembly.